AUGAAAUCACAGAGUGAUUCUGAGGUAACUGAGGCCUGUUUUUCAAAUGCUGCUAGUGGUAUAUCACAAAAAGUUACUGGACUCUUGAAGAAGAGGUGUAAAAAAAAAAACGCUAGCAAUAAACCGUUAACCCCAGAAGAUAUAUUGGUAGAAAUUAGAAAGUUUAUCCCAGCGUCUGUUAAAAAUUUUCAAAAAGAAAAUACUCAUGAAGUUACAAAAGGGGCUUUAUUGUUAUUGAAAAAUCUUCCUGCUGCUAGAAAUGCAGUUUUGGACUAUCUUGAUAAUCCUCAAGCUUGGUCAUGUCUUAUCACCAAUUGGUCUUUAGAUCUCUUGGGUAAAUUAUCAAAAAGUUUUCCAAAAAAAAGCAAAUUAACAACUAAAUCCACAAUUAAUGAUUGUCUUAAAUAUUGGUUAUCAUGUAAAACAACCAGGACAUUGAUGGAUUUAUCAGACAAAUGUAUAAAAUAUUUAUUAGACUUUAAUCAACAAGAAGCUGACAACUGUAUGAAUAUUUUGAUUAAAUUGAUGGCCACACACAGCCCAUAUUUAGAUUGGGUAGUUUCUCAUAUUGGAAGUUAUUUUCCACAGUUGAUUAUUAAAAAUAUAUUAUUCUGGGGGUUAAAAGAUUUUUCAGUGACAGGAAUUCAAGAAAAUUCUCAAAAUAUACUACACUCAGUAGUAGGAAUUUUAGAGCAUCUAGCAACGAGUCAUUUAUAUGAAAUAAAUGAUGCAACUGUAAAAAGUGUGUAUUGUGAAAUUCUAGAUAUGAUUCUUCAAAAAUUCGACUUGAUCAUGAGAAUGAAUGGACCACAUAGUGCUAAUGGAAUAGCCAUUAGAGAAGACAGUAUUUUGAAGAAACAACGCGGUGUAAAAAUAUCAAACCGACUAUUAAGUCUCAUAUGUGCACGUAUUCUUGCAAUACGAGAGCUAAUUAAGGAUAGUCUCUAUGGUGAGCCAUCAGAAUAUUUUAGUGCUAAAGUAACACCGAAAGAUGAAACAAAUAAUUUUUCAUUGCUUCAUCAAAAUCAUAAACAUGGUACUAGCGUUAUGCUAGCACAGCGACAUUCAUCAGCAUUUCAUGCUGGUGUUAUUGGCCAGGGACCAAGAAGAAAUAUUGCUCAAGAUAAUUUUAAUAAAGAAAUUAUAAAUUUAAAUAGUUUAUUAUUGUUAGAUACUAUUAAAGCUUGUUGUAUGAGUGAUGAAUUGAACAAUCAGUAUCCAAACUUAGAUGCCAUAAAAAUGGUUAUCUUACUUCUUGUGGAAUUAAUUUCACCAGAUGUAAUGUACAAUGGACUUCCAUGGCCAGAUGAAGAAUUUACCAAAGUUACAGUUGAAAGGGAUCUAAAGAUAUGUUGUUCAUUUCGAGAAGUAUCUCUUAUUUAGACUUUACUUGAAUUAACUGCAAGACAUUGUCCAGCAUUGACUUAUUGUUCAGUUUUAUUACGAGCUAUCACCGCUGCAGUAAUUUCCAAUUGGAAUUUAGCAGAAGGUUUACGGCUUAUAAAUAUUAUGGUCCUAGUUCAAUUACUUCCUACACCUCUUAAUUAUUUGACAGAUGUUUUACCAAUUCUCACACCUCAUCAGAUCAAUGUAGUAAUAAAAGAAUGUGUAUGGGCUUACAUGCAUGAAAAUGUUCCUUUUCCGGCAUUAUUUACUCUCACUAAAUUCUAUGUACAGUCAAGUCUUAAAGCAUGGUUCAUUGUAAUAAGUGUAAUAAAAGUUUUUAAAGAUCGAUGA
Molecule: messenger RNA, 1737 nt
Organism: Chelonus insularis
Lineage: Eukaryota; Metazoa; Arthropoda; Insecta; Hymenoptera; Braconidae
Product: integrator complex subunit 5-like
Biological process (GO): snRNA 3'-end processing
Cellular component (GO): integrator complex
Source: RefSeq, a predicted model, not a curated record